GAUAUAUCGCAAUUAACACAGAUACACAGUGUAUCGGUAUUAUUUAGUGCAAGCGUGCUGGGGAAAAACCGACUUUGUAUAUUUUUCAGUGAAAGAAAUCUAGACAUCCCCCGAGGUAUACUACAUCAUAGUUUUCAAUAAAGCGUCAACAAUGAAGAAAGUGUUAUUAACUAAAUCACUGCACAAAUGUGUGACAACAACUGAUGUUAUAAAGAAACCACAAAACCUUGCCACAGCUCCAACAAUAAAUUCAACGAAUGUGCGUAUAAUGCAUAUGCAAACGAAUGUAAUAACCAAUACGUAUAUGCAACGGAAAUCCUUUCAGUCCAUCUACGAGGAGAUUUUUAAGUUGUUAAUGCGUCUGCCCGACAAGGCGUUGCAACAACGCGUAAUUGACGCUAUCAAUGGGCGAACCGAUAAGUCCCCUAUCUUAAACCCCAAUCAGUGUAAACAAUGCUCUAUAAAAGAACAACAAAAAACAAUUAGCCCAAAAGUGAAUGCGUCAACACAAACCGAAAUACUAGAGACUAAAGAGACUACCAGUGGUGAAACAAAUUUAAAUGAGUGUGACAAACAAAUACAGCCUGAGAAACUACUUAAAAAUGAAGACAACUUAUCCAAAACAGAGACACCAACAACUGCAAAAGUACCGCGAAAACGUGGACGCAAACGCAACACGUGUGUGCCCCAGGUGGUCAAAAGAUCAGCGGCCCAAAUGGCGCUACAAGAGCGCGAAGAGAAGCAAUUGACGCCUCUGCCGGUCCCCAAAAAGAAGAAACUGGAGACAACUGUGCCCAGUUCAUCAGACAGUCACUUACCAGUCAAGAGUCCCCUCCAACGUCGAGACUCCUUCUUGUCCAAUUUAUCUUUGAAUCUGAAUGAUCUUGAUGUUAAUAUACUUGACCUGGCCAAUGGGUUGGAUGAUUAUGUAAACAAUGAUAUAAAACGCACAAUCUAUAAGACCAUGGAGGAUGAAUUUUGUAAAGCGGAUCUUAUGUCCGAUAAGGGCUUGCUACCUAUACAUGAUGCUAUUUUGUUAGGCGACGUUCAACGCGUACAGCGACAGGCUUAUGUCUGGUCCAAGCUAAAGGGCAAUGUUGAUUUUAACGAACUGGUAAGCGUGGAUGGCGAGGACUGCUUGCAGCUGGCUCUGACCAACGAUAGUGAUGCGGAAAUAGUGAAGGUCGUUUUGAACGCGGGCGUGUUACCCAAUCAUAUCUAUGAAGACUCCAAUACAGCGCUUCACAUAGCUAUUAUCAAUAAUGUGCAAUUGGAAUCACUUCGUCAACUAAUGCUGCGAAUCGAUCUUAAUCUGCUGUUGCAGAGAAACGAUGAUGGCUACACGGCUUUUCAUAUCGCAGUGCGGCAUAAUCGUUAUAAAAUGGCUGAAAUUAUUUGCGACGCAAUCGAUCAAAGGCAGUUGGGUGAGCCUGUCUAUAAGCGUGCCUCGAAUGAGACGCACGAAACACAUUCAGAUAAUAAUAGUAAAGGAACGGAUGUCAAGGAUGAGAAACAAUUUGCCAAGUUCUAUGAACACGCUUGCGAUCGAUUGGAUAACAAUAAAGAUAAAUUGCUCACGCAUCAGUUGAAGCGUAAGAUAAUCAAUGCUUCGGAGGCACGUGCGGGCAACGUAAGUCUCUUCUAUGCCAUUGAAGGAGAGCUGGAACAUUUCUGUUACUUCUUGCUCGCUCACCUAACAAAUCCCGAUGAGGAGAAUCUGAGCGGACAUAGCCCCAAAUCGUAUCAUUAUGAAUUUGCUCGAGUGCUGCGUAUAAAUCUAAAAGUAUCGCGCAUUAUGGACAAAGUGAUUGGCAUUCUAAAUGCUACAUCAAGAUGAAUAUGAAGAAUAUAAUUUGUAGCUAAUAAAAUUUAAUUUUUCUUAUUCCUAGCCCUAAAUAAUUUAUAUUUUU
Molecule: messenger RNA, 1910 nt
Organism: Drosophila hydei
Lineage: Eukaryota; Metazoa; Arthropoda; Insecta; Diptera; Drosophilidae
Gene: Charon
Exons: 3
Coding region: 152-1837 (561 amino acids)
Molecular function (GO): protein binding
Source: RefSeq, a predicted model, not a curated record